Hymenoscyphus albidus is the source of this 1359-nucleotide messenger RNA. Lineage: Eukaryota; Fungi; Ascomycota; Leotiomycetes; Helotiales; Helotiaceae. The record is from the annotation of a GenBank genome assembly.
AUGUUCCCACCUCCACCAAGAAGCAACGCAAACUCCGAGGAUUGCGAAGAUUUCCCGAUUAAAUUCUUCCAUCAAGGCCUCGAUAUGGAAGAAACGGCGAGGAAAUAUCCACUCGAAACACCAACAACACCACCGCCUUUCGUCCUCUUCGAUGCGUCUGGCGAAGUCAACCCAGAUUUGUUGUUGUCAAUCGGGGAGGAAGACCCGUCACCAAAAACCCCAACACCAGCACCAUUACGGCCGACAAUAAUAAGAAGCUCGACCGAUAAGGGCGUAAACCCUCCAUCGCUACCUCCAGUAUUUGAUUUACCCCCACCGCCACCAUUUGUACUCCCACCAUUUGAAAAACUUCAAGAUGUAUCGAAUCCUUUCCAAGAGCCAGCAACAGCGCCUCCUUCCUCACAACGUAAACCUAAUCUACCCCGCUUCAAAACAAACUCCAUACUACCAACAAUCCCCCCCACGGCAUCCGACCUUCCGCCGACUCCAUCCUCUCUUGCACCCCUCCAUCUCACUGGGCUGUUACAGGAAGUCUUGUCGAUAAUGAACACCAUAAUGGGCCAACAAUCCAUCGUGCAAGAAGAGGAUGAUCUACUUCAGGAUUUGACGGAACUUGUUGUCAUCAUGCAAGAUGAAGCGGAAGCUCUGGUAAACAUGGCAGAUCUGGUAGAGGAGUAUGUGGAAGAAGUCGAAGCCGCUGAGAUGAGGGAGUGGAUAGAGGAGUUAGAUUUGGAGGGGUCGAUCAAUGCCGAUACUGGCGUAAACAAAUCACCAGUAAUGAAGGGAAGUGAGAGAUGGAAAAGGGAGGGGCAAGAUUUAAAAACGAGGAGGAGACACGAGAGAGGAGAUUCCGGGAUAGAACUCGAUUCGUCCGAGUCGGAAGUCGAUCCCUCGCGCAAUUUCCAAAUAGUUCCCUAUCGUGCGCAAAACAGUAAUUUGUCCACGCCGACCAAAUCAAGGCCCCCUCCAAGGAAUCCUGUCACCCCACCGAAUAGAAAGAUGAAUCAAGCACCACAGAUCCUAUCUCCGAACGUCUUUACACCAUUGAAACGAAUCCAAACCCAAGCACCGCAAGUUUUGUCCCCGAAAAUCUUUACCCCAGCAAAUAAGAUACAAUACCAGCAGGCGUCCCCAAGAAACAGUCAGCGGAGAGUCACUCCUUCCUAUGCCCGACCAACGGUAGCUUCGAUGAAACAUCCAUCGAGGGAGAAAAUGAGGGUUAAGAAGCCGUCGCAGAAUUUUCGCGAUUCGGGAUUGGGGAUGUGGAGUCCGGCGAGGAUAAGUCCUAGUUCUUCGAGCGCGAGAAGCUCGAGAACUAAUGCGAUGAGGCAGAGAACUUUUGAAGCGGAGUGGGUAUAG